Molecule: messenger RNA, 807 nt
Organism: Suillus paluster
Lineage: Eukaryota; Fungi; Basidiomycota; Agaricomycetes; Boletales; Suillaceae
Exons: 6
Biological process (GO): endoplasmic reticulum tubular network organization
Cellular component (GO): endoplasmic reticulum tubular network
Source: RefSeq, a predicted model, not a curated record
AUGUCCCUCGUAACCCGCUGGUUCUCAAAGAGUGGAUCAGAGAACUACGAGGAAGUUCUCUCCGCACUUGCAGCUGAUGUUGCACGACGGCAGACACGUCUAGCAGAGAUCCGACUCCGUGAGCGGCGGACAACCCUUCACUUCACGCUUGGAACCCUCUCCCUAUGGGUUUCAUUUGUAUACUUGUGGUAUGCGCGUAUGCUUCCUGCGACGUGGCAUGACUCGCUGCUAGCGAAAGUGGCAGUCUUGGUGGGACCUGUAAUAAUAUUGUUUGCACGGAGAAUGAUGCAGAUAUGGUAUUCCUGGAAAGGUGGACGCGAAGAGAAAACCCUCAGGCUCGUCACUCAGAAGCAGCGCGCCAAAGUUGAAGAGAUCAAGAAAAAGACUAACUAUGACUCGACACGUAGCUUGCUCGAGAAAUACGCUGAUCCUGGCACCCCGAUACGCCGUCCGCAGCCUCCUUCACAGUCCCUCACACCACUGCCCAUGACCCCUCAGGCACACUUGCAAACACCUGUCGCCCAGCAAAGGAAUCUACCGUUACAGCUUUCGCCAACGCCACAGCCCAUCCAGCCGAUCCGUAAGCAAUGGUAUGACAAACUCGCCGACGCCAUUUUGGGCGACGAGGAAUCCUCAGUGAGCGUGGCUGCAUCGCGCUACGCACUGAUUUGCCAGAAGUGCUUUUCGCAUAAUGGGCUGGUGAAAGAGAGCGUCUGGGAAGACACCCAGUACGUAUGCCCGAAGUGUGGCUUCCUUAAUCCCUCCGCUCGGUCAAAGAAAUUGGGACUUCAGCGCACGCCAUCGCCA